Achroia grisella is the source of this 1305-nucleotide messenger RNA. RefSeq names its product serine protease snake-like. Gene Ontology annotation, molecular function: serine-type endopeptidase activity. The coding region runs from base 41 to 1234 and encodes 397 amino acids. Gene Ontology annotation, biological process: proteolysis. The record is from RefSeq and is a predicted model, not a curated record. NCBI's taxonomy places the organism in Eukaryota, Metazoa, Arthropoda, Insecta, Lepidoptera, Pyralidae. The transcript has 9 exons.
CCGAUCAGUUGCCUGAGACGAGCGCUGUUUGUAUGAAGAAAUGAUUACAUCUGUAAUCAUUUUCCUGUUUGUCAGCCGGGUGGCCGCGCAGAGCAAUGAGGGUGACUCCUGCGUAGACAGAUACACCAACACUCAAGGAAUAUGCACUCCCACAGACAGAUGCAGAUCAGCCAAAGAAGACUUUCAGAAGAACGGUAUAAGCCCCACAUUUUGCAAGUACAGCGCCUUCGGGAGUCCAGUCAUAUGUUGUAAAGAUAACUCCAAUAUCUUGCAAGCGGCAACACCGCCAAACAGCGACGGUCCACCAAUUUGGGGCGUCGGUACAGACACAAGGAGAGUCAGCGAACGAAAGUGUGAGCAGUACAGCCGAGGUGUGACAGAGAAGGUCGAUUUUAUACCGUUACUGCCGAAUCCAGAGACGAUGUCUAUAUCUUCACCAAAGUGCGAGUAUUCAGGAGUGGAACUCAUUGUUGGUGGUCAGAGCGCUGAUCAAGGAGAGUUUCCGCAUAUGGCAGCAAUAGGUUUUACAAACUUCGACGGUGGCUACAACUUCAACUGUGGUGGAAGCCUCAUCAGUCCUCGGUUCGUGCUGACAGCCGGCCACUGCACCCGAGACCCUGGAGCGAAGGACCCUGAGCCUGUCAUCGUUAGGCUUGGAGACCAGAACAUAGACCCUAGUGUCAGUGAUGGAGCCAACCCAGUGGAUGUUUCUAUAAAGAGAAUCCACAAACACCCCGACUACCGUCCGCCAGCGAGAUACAACGAUAUCGCGUUGCUGGAGCUAAACUCGGCCGUGGAGUUCGAGUCAGCCAUACGGCCCGCCUGCUUGUGGCGACAGAGCGGAUUCGGGGGUCAAACUAAAGCUAUAGCCACCGGGUGGGGAGUUGUUAACCCUGAUACAAGAGAGCUAGCGAAAGAUCUACAGAAGGUGUCGCUGAGUCUGUUUGACAAUUCUGAUUGUGAUGCUAAACUGCUCAACACUAGAUACCGUCACUGGAAGGGACUGUCACCGUCGCAGAUGUGCGCUGGUGAGCUCAGAGGAGGAAAGGACACGUGUCAGGGUGAUUCCGGAUCUCCCUUACAAAUAGCUUCGAAAGACAACCAAUGCAUCUUUCAUAUUAUUGGCAUCACGUCGUUUGGUAAGCAGUGUGCUAAGAGCGGACUGCCAGCCGUCUACACCAGAAUAUCAAGCUAUUUAGACUGGAUCGAGGGCAUUGUGUGGCCUGGAGAAUAAAUGUUAAUACUUAAUUAUUAUUAAUUAAUUAAAUACUUUUUUAUAUAUUUUUUUUUAUUUACACCAAUAUU